UUUUGGUUACUACAAAACUAUCGCCUCUCGCAUUGCCCUGGAGGCGAUGAGGAUAUUUUGGGAACAAAUGGAAUUUCAUGGUUAAUCUGCUACUGCUUUAUUCCCUCUCCUAAUAUACGAAAGCCUAAGCUUAAACCUAUAACAUUGUCUACACUAGUGCAUUUGCGAUGGGGACAGCUAGUAUAUGUUCCCCCCCUAGGCUCCGUUUAAAGUCUUAUUGUUUAGCUGACAAACGACUUGCUAGGCCCUCAAUUUCAAGUUGGCACUCUGCUAUUGCUACUGUAUUAGGGACAGCAAAUCCUUGCUGCAAACAAACUUGA
Molecule: messenger RNA, 320 nt
Organism: Periconia digitata
Lineage: Eukaryota; Fungi; Ascomycota; Dothideomycetes; Pleosporales; Periconiaceae
Source: the annotation of a GenBank genome assembly